This is a messenger RNA of Pisolithus orientalis, 1524 nucleotides long. Its product is annotated as glucosyltransferase. NCBI's taxonomy places the organism in Eukaryota, Fungi, Basidiomycota, Agaricomycetes, Boletales, Pisolithaceae. The coding region runs from base 137 to 1489 and encodes 450 amino acids. Gene Ontology annotation, molecular function: dolichyl pyrophosphate Glc2Man9GlcNAc2 alpha-1,2-glucosyltransferase activity. Gene Ontology annotation, cellular component: endoplasmic reticulum. The record is from RefSeq and is a predicted model, not a curated record. The transcript is spliced from 9 exons. Gene Ontology annotation, biological process: dolichol-linked oligosaccharide biosynthetic process; protein N-linked glycosylation.
UUCCAGUGCGGGUACGGACGGGCGCGGUCGCUGUUGGCACGGGUUGAAGUCAUAUCGCGCUGUACCUGUACCCGUGGGCAACCAUAAAAACGCUUGCGUCCAGAUUCCCAGAAUUUGACGCACGACACCUUCCAGCAUGUCCAACAGUGGAGCACUCUACCUGGUGUACUGUGGGGUUGCCGUGUCUGUGCUCAUGGCAUUCAACGGUGAGGUCAUGGACCCCUACAUGGACGAGCCAUUCCACAUCCCGCAAGUCCUGGCGUACUGCCGAGGAGAGUGGUCUACUUGGGAUCCAAAGAUCACUACACCACCUGGGCUAUAUGUCCUGAGCGUCUUGAUACAUCGUAUCUUCGGGUUUGCUUGCAGUCUAUGGACGUUGCGCGCGACUGUAACCCUUACUCUCAUCACUCUUCCACUUUUCCUCACCCAGCUUCUCGCGUUCCAUCAACGACGCCCUUCUUCUCUGUGCCCUACGACGGAAGCCGUAGUGCUGUCUACUUUCCCCCUCGCUUGGUUUUAUGGCUUUCUAUAUUAUACAGACGUCCCGAGCCUCAUCUCCGUACUUGCGACCAUGUUGUUCUCGACUCGAAGCCAGCAUAGUCUAGCUGCAGUGUUUGGCGUGGUUAGCUGCUUCUUUCGCCAGACAAACAUCGUUUGGGUUUUGUACGCGUUCUGCGCAAGCCAACUUCCUUGUCUCCACCUAAAACGCGGAAAGAAACCACUGUACGACCCGCCCGCAUUAACCGCUUGCCCAGGAGAUCUCGUGAGAUCGAUAUUCAGUCUGUUCGGCAAAGUACCGCAACUACUCCCACCGUUCGUGCCUUACAUGCUUGUACUGGCCGUUUUCGGUGGUUUCGUGUUCUGGAACGGCGGAGUCGUGUUAGGUGACAAGGCCAACCACGUUCCAGCGAUGCAUGUACCCCAGCUGUAUUACUUCAUUGCUUUUGCGACAAUAUUAGGAUGGCCUGCUGUUGCCCUUGCUCAGGACGGUCCCCGAACGCUGAUGUUGGAGGUAGCGGGACGAAUGUUCGGGAGCACACGGAGAGUCAUUGUAACUGCCUUCCUUGCGGGGAUGAUGGCAAUAUCAGUGAACCUUUUCACGAUUCAUCAUCCAUUUCUACUUUCCGAUAACCGCCACUACACGUUCUACGUGUGGCGCCGGGUAUUCAUGCGACAUCCAAUCAUGCCAUACUUAUUCAUACCAGGGUAUCAAGCAUGCGCCUGGGCGUGGUGGCUUCGAGUUGCCCGUAACCGAUCGUUGUUGGAAACUCUGGUGUUGCCUCUGGCGAUAGUGCCUACCCUAUUGCCCACACCACUUUUGGAGCUGCGGUACUUUUUGAUACCAUACAUUUUACUGCGAUCGCAGGUGGUGGGUGUUGGUCGUUCUGGACUGGUGGUGGAGGGACUGUGGUAUGCAGCGGUCAACCUUGUGACUACGUAUGUCUUUCUUUACAAGGAGCGACCGGGCGUAGGUAGAUUCAUGUGGUGAGGGGACAAACAAGACCACACGCGUUCGGGGCUGCC